Ilex paraguariensis (yerba mate) is the source of this 1321-nucleotide messenger RNA. The record is from the annotation of a GenBank genome assembly. Lineage: Eukaryota; Viridiplantae; Streptophyta; Magnoliopsida; Aquifoliales; Aquifoliaceae.
CGUUGAUGUAACCCUUACUAUAAAACCCUAAGCGAAGUACAGACGGAGAGUAAGAAGAUAAAAAGAGCGAUCAAUACCGCAAACCACAUCCUUAGCCGCAGAAGAUAAAAGAUCGGAUUUCAGUUUGAAUCCAGAGAUUUCAUUACAAACAUGGCUGAAGAAGAAAAUCGGAAUGAAGUGAAGGAGGUGGGGAAGGACGACGCUGCGGAUAUUGCACCAUUCGACCCUACAAAAAAGAAGAAAAAAAAGAAGGUUUUAAUUCAAGAUCCCGCAGAUGAUUCUGUGGAAAAUUUGGCUGAGAAAACUGAAAGUCUAUCAGUUUCUGAAGGUCUUGAGACUACCUUUUCCGGUCUGAAAAAGAAGAAGAAGAAACCGGUGCAUACUGAUCUCUUGACUGAUGAGAAGGAAAAUGAAGUCAAUGACUUUGAUGGUAAUGAUCACAUGGGAGAGGAUGAAGAAGGAGAAGGAAUUGUCUUGCAACAGCAGUUUCCAUGGGAAGGGAGUGACCGGGAUUAUGAAUAUGAGGAGCUUUUAGGCCGAGUAUUCAAUAUUCUUCGUGAGAAUAAUCCGGAGCUUGCAGGAGAUAGGCGUAGGACAGUUAUGAGGCCUCCACAAGUUCUUCGUGAAGGCACAAAGAAAACUGUAUUUGUGAAUUUUAUGGAUCUCUGCAAGACGAUGCAUAGGCAGCCAGAGCAUGUUAUGACUUUCUUGCUGGCUGAAAUGGGGACAAGCGGAUCACUUGAUGGACAGCAAAGGCUAGUUAUCAAGGGAAGAUUUGCUCCAAAAAAUUUUGAAGGGAUCCUGCGGCGAUAUGUUAAUGAGUAUGUCAUUUGUAAUGGUUGCAAAAGUCCAGAUACAAUACUUUCGAAGGAAAACCGUCUCUUCUUUCUCAGAUGCGAGAAGUGUGGUUCUGGUCGAUCUGUUGCUCCCAUCAAGGCUGGUUUUGUAGCUCGUGUUGGCCGUCGGAAGGCUGGAACAUGAUCUGUCCUGUUAUAUUUCUUCGUUUGGGAAGUUUUGGUCCUGAGUUCCUGACCUCAUUUUACUCUUUUUUUCUUCUUCCAUAAAUGAUCCAUAUCCAUUAUGUCUUUCAUGCUGAAUAUUAGUAGUUGUCUUGUAGCCAAUUAUGGAUAUGGAAACUUGGUGGCUUUUAGCUAUGGAGCCUUCGGACAUAGAAUGUUGUGGAUAAUGAGCUUCUUUCACGGAUGUAUACAAUUGUGUUUGUUGAAAACUGCUGUGAUUGCAUUGUUUUUUUAUUUGGUCUUUGUUUCUGAAUAGUAUUCGGAGGGCAUAUAAUUACUUUGGCAAGGUCUUGGUGCCUGUG